This is a messenger RNA of Anopheles bellator, 4076 nucleotides long. RefSeq names its product protein FAM107B. Lineage: Eukaryota; Metazoa; Arthropoda; Insecta; Diptera; Culicidae. The record is from RefSeq and is a predicted model, not a curated record. The transcript is spliced from 5 exons. The coding region runs from base 636 to 1229 and encodes 197 amino acids.
CGGAACUUCAAUCGUUCAGUGCAAAGAGUGCAGUGCAAUCGUUCAGUUUCAAAAAUUGAAACGACUUCGCGAGCGUCUUCGCGUCGCGUCGCGAUUGACUCACGGUAAAACGGGUCCAUGUCGCUUGCUAAUAUUUUCUCCGCGUUGAAGUAAGUUUGUCCGGAUCGUCAGAAUUUUUAAAACAUUCCUACGAAAUCCGAUGUUGCCAGGAUCCCGUCACAAGUAUUCCUAUUACCGUUUUCUGUACUCUUUGUGUAAACAAUGGAAAAGAUCUGAUCUUUCUGUAUGCACGUCCUUUAGUGCGCCAGAGCGUGUACGAGUUCGUAUCCGUGAGUCUGUUACACAGCUGCAGUGUGCUAGUGUGUGUGUGCGAAGCAGCUAAUUCCAUUUUUUGAAAGAGCAGCAGAAGAAGACUACGAGCAGGAAACAUUGCCAAAUCAUAAAUACAUGGUGAGUUCGAGCUAAGUGAAAGAAAAGGAAAACAAUCCAAUCAACCGAAACCUUCAACACCCACAACGCGUAGGGGCGCUUGUGAGAGACGAUAGGUGAUACGCUUUCGAGAAGGGGUUGUCAAAGUUCGACUUGGUCGGGACGUCGUUAGCAACCACUAACUACGACGACUGUGAUCCGUCUACAUGUACCGCCCGUAUUUGAACCCAACCAAAACUAUUCGAGAAAAGAUGCGCAUCUUUGAGGAAGAUGAAACAAAUCUAGAGAAUAGCAGUACCGUUCAUCGGAUCAACCAGCAACAGCAUCAACAUCGCAGCACCGAUAGCACGAGUGUGAUUAGCGACGGCCGAGAAACUCUAGGAGUGAUGCCACCGAUCAAUUCCAGCCAGAGUGUCAUGACUGAUUCACAAGGUUUAAUUCUACCGAAGAAGCUCGUUAACCCGGUGCUGGAAUCGAUGGAUCGCCAGAACUUGCAUCGCGAGCUAAAGUUCAACCAGAAAAUGGGUAAAAGUGUGCUGAACCAAAAGUCGGAGCUGCAGCGGGCACUUGAAAAGCAAAAGGAGCGCCAGGUGCUGGCAGCCCAAAAUCUGACCAAACAGCAGCAGGCGGAGCAAACGAUCGCCAGUGAAUUGGGUCGGGUGAUCAUGCAUCGGGCACAGCGUUUGGAACAGCAAAAAAUGGGCGGCGGAGGUGGGAGUGGUACCGAAACUGGCGGCUCUAUCAACCCGGAAUACUUGAACGCUCGAGCCAAACUACGCGCAACCGUCGACACAAAGUGAACAAAUCGGUAUCCUGCGAUAUGCUGUGGUUCCUUGCGUGUACCACUUGUGGCUGUUACUGUGCCCGCAGAACAAGAAAACGCCGUCUCUUUUUCCCUGCAACAGGUUUACUCCGCGCGGGAGAUGCCAUACACAUUACAUACUUCUUAGUACAGCUCGCACCACAAUGAUCGAUGUUCUUGUCUUGCUACCCGGGCCAAUGUGGACGAAACACGGUGCAAAUAGCAACAACAGACAAACGUUCCGAGAUUCCUUCCCAUUCCACGGAAAAUCAGAAGUGUAUUUCAAGUGCUCGAUUUUGUCUUAAACUUUUAUGUUUUAGUGCAAUAAGUUUUAGUGAAAAAGAGGAAAGAUAAAGAGAAAAAUUCUUCAAGGUAUUACAGUGUAGGUUAUUAGAUUGCGUGCGAUAUCGCUUUGUUUUAAAGCAUGGAUUCAGCAAAGAUGAGUGCAGAAGAGAAAAACAUAAUCUCUUCCCGGUAAGGGAUUGUUUUUAUCGUUCCCAUUUUGCCAGUUGUGUAUGUGAAUGUAAAAGGCACCCUUGUGGCAGGAGUAAAGUGUGUCUUAGACAUCGGUGAUAUUUCUAUUUGUGUGUACCUUGGCACAACCGUGCAACCCAGCGAGUAAACAAUUGUAGGCUUUAAAUAGGUAUAAUGAACUGUAAUGUAGUCAAUAGUAUUUUCAUUGUAUUUGUAUUGUCCGAAAGUGUUUCAUCAUAAGCCCUAUUUUUAUUAGAUGAGAGAUUUAAAGCAUAUAUUCUGCUAUUGUCUUAUACCACUAUUCCUCUUAUGUUUGUCCCCAUGAGCGUCAUUUAGCAAACAGAAAACACAGAUAACAGAACAAUCUCAUCAACAUACCUUUCGAGUACACAUUUCGAUGGCCUUUGAUUGUAGUGGGUAAUAUUAUACAAAAUUGUGCAGUUUGGCGGAAAACAACUCAGUUAGAAAAUCGAACCAGAGCAAGAAAAUGUGCGAGAUAAUGGAAUAAGGCGCGAAAGGCAUCAGUGUCUGUUCAUGCCAAAUAAAAAAUCAUUGAACUAUGAAAAUGAAAAGGGGACAUGAAAGAAAGAAUGCCCCUUGCGGUUGGCUCGGCGGAAAGCUGCUCGAUAUUGAAUUAAAUACGUCAAGCAAAACGGCUUAUGUGAUAAAUAAAUAAAAGUAAUUGUAACGUGGACCCGCUCAGAUUAGUGUACAAAAAGUCUCGAAUUACCCAAACUAGCCACAGCGAAACGUAAAAAAGAAAUAAAAGAGUAAAUAAUGAGCAACUCCAAAUUAUAAAUAUGUACAUGUUCGUAAGAUGAACCUAUUUUACCGGGUGAAAAUUUUGCAUAUAGUUGCGUUGAAUGAAAGCAAGCAAGACACAAGUAUGACAACACAGGUGAACCAACUGACAAGCCUUGAAGUAUUACAGGUUAGAGGCAAUUAAUGACGUCGUUGAAUUGCAUAGUCAAUAUAGCAACCAUGUUGAUACGAGGUUACCUUACUUUUAGUUUCAUGGACUAUGCUACCUAUGAUUAGGUACCCGUUUUAGUUACUGUAGUAGAGCUAAAAUGAAGUGAUGCGAAGUGAAUUGCUCCGCUAUACAAUGAUAAAAUGGGCUAUUAAACACCACCUUAAUCCACAUUGAACUGUUAAUAGACUGGAAAUAUUGCAUAGCAUGAAAAGAUACGAAUAUAUUUCACAGCAUGUAUAAUUUGAUAGAGUAAUAUUAGAAGUGAUACGUAACAUAGUAUUUCGGAAGAAGAGCUGUAGUAAACACUUUCACCAUGACAGCUGUGCCAAAUAUGUUGGUUAGUGCGAUUGAGGUGGACAUCGAAUCUUUUGUUCGGCCAAUCAGUCUGAAAUGAAGACAUUGGCUUAGUUAGUAGUUUAUCACUAAAAGGCUUAGAUUUUUUUUGUCUUAGAUAAACGAUCUGACCCGUACUUAUAAGGUUUAGAAGUAGCAGAAGGAUAAAAAAGAUAAAAUAACAUCUAGUUGGCGAACAUUAAUCCUUUUCAAGCACGACAAUAGCAAUAAAACGUACUAAAAAAUCAUAAACGAUGAUAAAAACUGAUUGUAAUCACCUACCACUGGAGAAAAUAAUAAGCCUUAGCUGCUGUGCCAAUAAGGAAUUCUGCACGACAGAGACUACCUUCAGAACCAUCAUUUACCUUAAAAAGAUACUUAAGAGACGAUCGUAUCAGGCCCCCCUUUGCGGAGCAUUCCAGCCACACUGAAUUCGUACACAUUGUAGUAUACUCUUUCGAAGAGGGACACGGAGGAAUAGUUGCUAGAAUAAGAAGCCAACAAUGAACAAGUCUAUAGAAGGGUAGCGUUUUUGUUUUACGUACCUAAUGGCCGAGGUAACGAGAGUUUUACAGGCGAAAUUAUUGCAAUAUCAAAUCUCAAACUGCUGUUGGCUGUGGGACAAGGAUUUUCCCUCCUCAACGAUAUCCGUAGAUUUGUGAUUAAGCAAACAGUGACUGUGUGACACUGAUUAGGUGACUGAAGCGAAACACAUGAAUCGAAAGAAUAUGUUUGUACACAUGUAUUCAAUAUAGCUGAGGAAUGAUGAGUGUGCCGAAUGUGUACGAAACUUUACCGUUUCAUUUGUAUAAGGUCGUAUACCUGUUUUAAAAGAAGGAAAAUUCAGAAUACAAAUAUUGAGUCUGUCGCGGUUGUACUGUCGGUGUCGGUGUGCAUGGCUUUGUUUGACUGACUUUUGAUUAGUUUAAAGCUCUCUUCCGAUAUAUUUUAUUUAAUUGUUUUUCUGUGGGGUUUACUUGAGCUUACAGUCUAUAGCAAGUUUGUCAUACAUUAUCAACGUGAUUGCAAUAAACAUGAAAUUUCAGGAGUGGUUAGCUGUAGAAA